Molecule: messenger RNA, 519 nt
Organism: Zingiber officinale
Lineage: Eukaryota; Viridiplantae; Streptophyta; Magnoliopsida; Zingiberales; Zingiberaceae
Exons: 2
Coding region: 1-519 (172 amino acids)
Source: RefSeq, a predicted model, not a curated record
AUGGCACCAUUCGAAGCAUUAUAUGGCAGAGCAUGUAGAUCUCCUACUUUGUGGGAUGAGGUUGGAGAAUCGUCAGUCUUGGGGCCUCAGCAUAUUCAGCGAGAUGCAGAGUUGGUUGGCACCAUCAGACGCAGAAUGUCAGAAGCCCAGGACCGACAGAAAAGCUAUGCAGAUCAGAGACGGAGACCUUUAGAGUUUUAUGUGGACGAUCAUGUGUUCCUGCGAGUGUCACCUACCAAGGGAGUGAGGAGGUUUGGAUUAAAAGGGAAGUUAGCUCCUCGUUACAUCGGACCCUUUCAGAUACUUGAGAGGAUCGAUGUCCCGAUCACCCUUCAGCCAGAUGUAACAUAUGAGCAGGUUCCAGAGCGGAUAUUGGAUCGCAAGGAACGCCAACUGCGGAAUAAGACCAUCCGACUGGUCAAGGUUGGAUCGGAGCAUCAUUCCAAUGAUGAGGCAACCUGGGAGCUGGAGGAUGAGAUCCGAGCGCGAUACCCACGGAUGUUUGAUGAAGGUAUGUAA